AUGGUGAAGGCAACAAAAGGCUAUUUCCUCAGAACAGAACCCAGUGUGAAGGAAGUGAUACUCAAGCUUGGAGAGACGGAGAACUUCAUAAUAGAGGACAUAAAUGACACGUGCGUUUUCAUCACACCAGAGGCAGCCUCGGACAUCAAAGAGCGAGUUGAGCUCAUAAUGAACAAUGCAAAGAAUCCGGGGAAGUGA
Encephalitozoon hellem ATCC 50504 is the source of this 198-nucleotide messenger RNA. Its product is annotated as transcription factor TFIIH complex subunit Tfb5. Gene Ontology annotation, cellular component: transcription factor TFIIH holo complex; transcription factor TFIIH core complex. The transcript has a single exon. Bases 1 to 198 code for a protein of 65 amino acids. Lineage: Eukaryota; Fungi; Microsporidia; Unikaryonidae. Gene Ontology annotation, biological process: transcription initiation at RNA polymerase II promoter; nucleotide-excision repair; nucleotide-excision repair, preincision complex assembly. The record is from RefSeq and is a predicted model, not a curated record.